AUGUCUCGGCAAUUAGGGUGGGAUGUAAUAAGGUACAUUGGUACUUCAUUUCUCGACACGUACCAAGACUUUAUACUGGAAAUGUCUACAGCAAAGCUUGAGCUGCCGCAUACAGAUGCUUUUGUUCAGCUCUCACUGCUCGAUGGCGGCAGUUUUGUCGCCGACCUAAGUCGAAUGCAUGCCGGCCAAACUGGCACCUUUCGCAUGUACAACUGGGCUUUCUACAUUUCUCACCAGGGCCGGCAUGUACUCUGGGAUCUCGGACUUGACCAGGACCGAAGUUACUAUACACCGUUGCAAUUGUCGGAGCGAGGUAUCUCGGCACGAGAUAUAGACACGGUUUUGUUUAGCCACGCGCAUUUCGAUCAUUCACGACCUAUCAGCGAUGUGUUUCCCAACGCAAGAGCAUAUUUUGGUCCAGGGACAAGAGCAGCCUGCGAGCCCGGACAUAUGAAAGACGCAAAUUCGCAGUGGGAUGGCCGCUUUUUCGACCCCGAGGAUUCCACAGAAGACUGGGACGAGCUGCAGGGCCAUUGGAAACCUUUCGGCUCGUUUGAAAAGGCGCUGGACUAUUUUGGCGAUGGCAGCUUCUGGGUUCUUGAUGCGCCAGGACACAUGGCAGGUAACCUUGCUGCUGCUGCUAGGCUGCAGUGCGGCGAGGACUUGCUUGAUGAAAAGCAGGAGAUCGCUGAAUUCCCGGGUCCUGGUACAGAGUGCGUGUCUUUACAUACAGACAUGGCUACUGCAAAAGAAACAAUGGCCAAGAUAAGAAGGUUAGAGAAGGACGUUGGGGUUCACACGGCGCUUGCGCACGACGCGUUGUGGAUGAAGAACGGCACAGAUCAGGUGCUAAUGUCGCUACUGGAUGACAAGAUGAAGGCGGCGGCCAAGGAGAAGAUUCCAUAUGAUGAGAUACCAUAG
Molecule: messenger RNA, 921 nt
Organism: Pyrenophora tritici-repentis Pt-1C-BFP
Lineage: Eukaryota; Fungi; Ascomycota; Dothideomycetes; Pleosporales; Pleosporaceae
Source: RefSeq, a predicted model, not a curated record